Messenger RNA from Branchiostoma belcheri (Belcher's lancelet), 1539 nucleotides. Its product is annotated as sulfotransferase family cytosolic 1B member 1-like. Gene Ontology annotation, biological process: sulfation. The transcript is spliced from 6 exons. Lineage: Eukaryota; Metazoa; Chordata; Leptocardii; Amphioxiformes; Branchiostomatidae. The record is from RefSeq and is a predicted model, not a curated record. Gene Ontology annotation, molecular function: sulfotransferase activity. Bases 112 to 954 code for a protein of 280 amino acids. Gene Ontology annotation, cellular component: cytoplasm.
CUUUGAUCUGAUUGUUGAGUCUGGAAAGUUGGUCAAGUUUUAACACCUCCUGAAUUACCGCUUUACGUCGAAUUUACGUGACUGUGUGACCUGGCGUUGUUAUUGAAGGAUAUGGCGACGUCCCCAUAUUCCGGUCCGGACAUACCCUAUACUGAAUAUAAGGGCAGGCAGUUUUUAAGUUGGGUGACUCAAGACAACCUAGAAGCUAUGCAGAAUUUUGAGCUCAAAGAUGGCGACGUUGUCACCAUUGGAUACCCAAAGACCGGUACCCAUUGGAUAAGGAAGAUUGUGCGCCAAAUCCUGCAUGAAAAGACAGAAAGGUGCGAUGAAGACGUGGACUUUGGCCUGGAGCACACGUAUCCAGGUAGACUGCCAUGCCACGUGGAACUGCUAGAUGUCGCCCCUCCAAGGUUGAUUCAUACGUUUCUUAGCAGAGAUCUGGCGCCACCAGGACUAGCUCGACCCAGCAAGAAGAUCAAAGUGCUAGUUCUGAUGAGAAACCCAAAAGACGUUUGCACAUCCUACUACCACUGGUCUCAUCAAGUCAACUACCUCAAAACGCCUGAAUCCUGGGAGACGUUUCUAGCGGACUUCCUGGAGGGGAAUGUUCAGCGGGGGUCGUAUUACGACCACGUCCUGGGCUGGUGGGAGAUGAAGGAAGACCCCCACUUUCUCUUCAUCAAGUACGAGGAUCUCAAGAAGACGAUGUUCUCGACGGUAAAGAAGAUAGCGGCGUUCCUAAACAAGACGCUCAGUGAUGAAGAAGUGGAGUUCGUGGUGAAGUCUUGCAGUUUUGAGACUCCAAUAGAGCCAGGGGAGAAACUCGCCAGGAUAAAGAGAAAAGGUGUCGUGGGUGACUGGAAAAACUAUUUCACGGAGCCGCAGAGCGAGGUGUUUGACAACCGCUUCAAAAAAACAUUUGAAGGAAGUGGUCUGGAAUUUGAAUUUGAGUAAUGAGAAACAUUGAAAUGAAAUACAAAAACCGUCGAGGCAUUGAGCAGAACAUAUACAUCUUACAAGAUGAUUUAUUGCCUUGAUAUACCACAAAACAGAUAGUCUCUUUUAAGAGAUGAAUAUUAGUGCUACCUUUGCCUUAUAUGGAAUGACAGGUGCCGAAUAUGAUCUCUUUGGUUGGAUGAAUAUUAAUAAGUGCGACAAGGAGGCCAAUAUAAUGAAUUGUCAUUUAUUGGUCUACCCAAAAUGAUAUUAUACCAUAUACUCAGAACCAUUCACAGUAAUUGAAAAAAUAUGAUAGCAAUAUAAACAGUAUUGGAAAACGGUCUUUGAAAAUACAGUGAUUCAAGCUGUGUCAAUCGAUAUCGUAGGUUUCUGUGCCUGUAUUGAUAAUCGAUACUUUGAAUGGUUAGUUUAACAAUUCCCACAGGACGCAUUCAUGCCAUCGUUUUCUCUAUAGCAGCAUAAGGCAUCCACACAUAGUUUUUAUCAACAGUCACCGUAGUGUAGUGGUUAUCACGUGCGCCUCACACGCGCAAGGUCCCCGGUUCGAUCCCGGGCGGUGACAAAUAUAUUUUGUUUGCA